AUGCGGCUCAAACAUUGGAAAACAGCAGCCUUUGCGGCCGCCUCCAUUGUCUCCCAGGUGGAGGCCGGCUUUUGGAACUUUGGUCGUGAUACAUCGUCGUCGACAAGGCCGCCGACCAAGGACCAGUUUAUUGAGUCCUUGAUCUCCAAACUUACCCUGGAAGAUCUAGACCAAACGAUGCAUCUCAGUCCGAAAUCCCCCAUUGGAACCAUCCACGACUGGUACCCCAUGAACAAGUCUUAUUUUAACGUUCUCCAGAAGCUCCAGCUGGACAAUUCUCACGUAAAGAUCCCAAUGAUGCUUGUAGAAGAGUGUCUGCACGGCGUGGGCUCGUUCAAGCAAUCCAUCUUCCCUCAGAACAUUGCGAUGGCGGCCUCCUUUGACACCGACAUUGUGUACCGGGUCGGAAGAGCCAUCGGAACGGAAGCGCGUUCGAUUGGCAUUCAUGGCUGUUUCUCACCGGUCCUUGAUCUCGCACAAGACCCUCGAUGGGGAAGAGUUCAGGAAGACUUUGGAGAAGACAAGAUAUUGACAUCCCACAUUGGCUCGGCUUAUUCUUCCGGUUUGUCCAAGAACAAGACGUGGUCCGACCCGGACGCUGUCUUUCCCAUCAUGAAGCACUUUGCCGCUCAUGGCGCCGCUCAAGCCGGCCACAACACAGCACCGUUUACAGGUCUUGGGCCUCGACAGAUUAAGCAAGAUCUUCUUGUUCCCUUCAAGGCAAAUUAUGAUUUGGGAGGAGCGAGGGGCGUGAUGAUGGCCUAUAAUGAAAUUGAUGGCGUGCCGAGUUGCGUCAACCCGAUGCUGUACGAGGUGCUGGAUGACUGGGGCUACGACGGCAUUGUCAUCGGCGAUGAUACGGCCAUGCGUAACCUCCUCACACAGCAUAGAGUUACCACCUCUGAAGCAGACACGCUCCAGCAGUGGUACAACGCAGGUGGACAAAUUGAUUUCUACGAUUUCGAUUUGGACAGCAAGAUCAAUAUCACCAAAGCCCUUGUCGCCAACGGGACUGUACCCCUCAAGACGCUUCAAUCCCAUGUCCGCAAGAUUCUGGGCGUCAAAUGGGACCUUGGCCUCUUUGAGAAUCCCUAUAUCCCGGAGCACAUUGAUCCUCUCGCGGUUGUCGCCAGCCAUCAAGACGUUGCCCUGGAGGCCGCGCACAAAAGUAUCAUUUUGCUCAAGAAUGACAACCGGACACUCCCGCUGAGCUCCCCAAAGAAGAUUGCUCUCAUCGGGCCUUUUGCCGAUACCAUUAAUCUCGGCGACUACUCUGGUGCGCUUGGACAGUAUCCCGCAAAGUACACGCAAACACUUCGGGAGGGCGUCUUGCGCCAUGCAAACAAAUCCGGCCACACAGUUCGCACCAGUUGGGGCACGAAUUCGUGGGAAUACAACAACCAAUAUGUCAUCCCAGGCUACCUCCUCUCUACCAAUGGCAAGCCUGGCGGCCUAAAGGCCACAUACUAUGCACAUACCAACUUUACCUCUCCCAAGGCCACGCGAGUUGAGGUUCCCGCGCAGGAUUGGGGCCUCUAUCCUCCGCCUGGUCUUUCUUCCAACAACUUUAGUGCCGUCUGGGAGGGUGAAUUGGAAUCACCUACUGACCUCGACGUCAACGGAUGGAUUGGUCUUGCAAUUGGACCAAACAGCACUUCAAAGCUUUACGUCGACGGAAAGCUGAUCUCGUCCAAAGGCUACAGCGGUUCAGGGAACCUCCUGGGGACGAUUGAGGGGUAUGCCUGGACACAGGCCAAUUCCACUCUUCCUCCUCAGGGCGGCGUUGAGUUUACGUUCAAGAAGAAUGCCAAGCACCACGUCCGCAUCGAGUUCCAGUCGUGGAACAACUACAAGAAGACGGCCAACGUCAACUCUGUCAACUCGCAGCUCAUCUUUUGGUGGAACCUUGUGUCUCCCAACGGCAAAGCCCUUGAUCAAGCUGUGUCUAUUGCCAAAGACAGCGAUGUUGUCAUUCUCGCAGUGGGCGCUGCUUGGAAUAGUGACGGAGAGUCGGGUGAUCGCGGCACCCUAGGACUUGCGCCCAGUCAAGACGAACUGGCAAGGGAAGUAUUUGCACUCGGCAAACCCGUGGUGCUUGUCCUCGAGGGCGGAAGACCAUCGGCCAUUCCCGACCACUACGGAAACUCUUCUGCGGUUCUGAGUACAUUCUUCGGUGGUCAAGCUGGUGGACAGGCGAUUGCCGAUGUACUCUUUGGCGACUUCAACCCGGGAGCACGCGUGCCGAUUACAGUACCCUGGUCGGUUGGACAGAUCCCAGCGUACUACAACUACAAGCCAUCUGCCCGAGCGGCCCAGUACCUUGACAUUCCGUCGGAGCCCAUAUACCCCUUUGGAUACGGCCUCUCUUAUACCACCUUUUCGACAUCUUCUCCCACUGCAUCUGUCAGCGGCAGCUCAAAGAGGUCCAGCGUCGAUGCUCAAACAAGUCAGUCCUUUGGCUCGGGUGAUUGGAUUACCUUUUCAGUGACUGUGAAGAACACUGGCUCGGUUGCUGGAAGCUAUGUAGCGCAGGUGUACCUUUUGGGUCGCGUAUCGACGAUUACCCAGCCAGUGAAGCAGCUGGUCGGCUUCCAGCGUGUCUAUCUGGAAGCUGGGCAGAAGAAGACUGCGAACAUCCAGCUCGAAGUUGACAGGUAUCUCAAGAUAAUCAACAGGAAGGACGAGUGGGAGCUCGAGAAAGGAAGCUACACUUUUGCUUUGUUGGAGCAUGGGGGAAGCAACGCCGACACGUCCAAGAAUGUGACGCUGCAGUGCGUUGGUUGA
Molecule: messenger RNA, 2784 nt
Organism: Trichoderma reesei QM6a
Lineage: Eukaryota; Fungi; Ascomycota; Sordariomycetes; Hypocreales; Hypocreaceae
Product: glycoside hydrolase family 3
Exons: 5
Coding region: 1-2784 (927 amino acids)
Biological process (GO): xylan catabolic process; arabinan catabolic process
Cellular component (GO): plant-type cell wall
Molecular function (GO): alpha-L-arabinofuranosidase activity; xylan 1,4-beta-xylosidase activity
Source: RefSeq, a predicted model, not a curated record